Messenger RNA from Cololabis saira (Pacific saury), 3778 nucleotides. Its product is annotated as thrombospondin-2-like. The record is from RefSeq and is a predicted model, not a curated record. The transcript is spliced from 22 exons. The coding region runs from base 308 to 3196 and encodes 962 amino acids. NCBI's taxonomy places the organism in Eukaryota, Metazoa, Chordata, Actinopteri, Beloniformes, Belonidae. Gene Ontology annotation, cellular component: extracellular region. Gene Ontology annotation, biological process: negative regulation of angiogenesis; cell adhesion. Gene Ontology annotation, molecular function: calcium ion binding; protein binding.
GCUCCCUCCAUCCAGCUGGGUUUCUCUGAGAUUUCUGGGAGAUAUGCAACGCGAUUCAUCGCCAGACACACGGCUGCACUUCACUGAUUUAGUUUGGAUGUUUCCAUGGCAAAUGACUGAAGAGGCUGCGCUGAUCAUUUUUGGUCUGGAUACCAAGGUGAGAAGGAUAUAAGGAGAGAAGGGAGUAAGGAAGAGAAGAAGGAAACAGAAAUUCCGUUAUAGCCCCUCUGGAUCUGCAGCAGGGACGAGCGUACCAGCUGUGAUUUCUAAUCGUGGAGAAAGGCAGCGCAGCGAGAAGUACGCAGGUAUGGGGCCUUUGAGGGAUUUGCCCUGGAUUUUGAUAUCCCUCUGUGCAGCAUCUCUGUGUGUGGGUGGUGCAAAAGUCAACAAUGUAUCGUCAGAAAUGUGUCGUCAUCCUUGUGAGGAGUUAGUGACUUUGCUCACUGAGAUCCACGGUCUGCGUAUCGUGACGGGCAACCUGAUUGGAGAUCUGGAGAGAGUAUCAAAAGAAAAUGAGGAGAUGCGGAUAUCUUUGGCUGAUCUGAACAACAGCAGCAGCAGCAGCAGCAGCAGGAGCAGGAACAGGAGCAGGAGCAGCAGUGAUGAUGGAGAAGAGAAUGACAUCGAUAUCGACUUGGACAGAGACGGGGAGGCAUGGUGUGUGCAGGACGGACGGGUUUACGAGCAGGGGGAGGACUGGGACGUCGACAGUUGCACCUCCUGCGCUUGCCAGGAAGGAAAAGUGGUGUGCCAUCAGGUGUCAUGUCCUCCAGUAUCCUGCCUCAAUCCUUCCUUCAUCGAUGAACAAUGCUGUCCUGUUUGUCUCGAUGAAGAGGACGGCUGGUCCCCGUGGUCCGAGUGGACACACUGCUCAGUCACCUGUGGGCGUGGAGGGCAGCAACGGGGCCGAACUUGUAAUGGCAUCAUGCCCGGCUGCUCUGGCCCUUCCCUCCAAACCCGCAGCUGCAUGCCUAUUAAGUGUGAUCGCAAGGCUCGUGCUAAUGGGAACUGGGGCCUUUGGUCUCCCUGGUCUGCAUGCACAACUACAUGUGGAGACGGCAAGGUCACACGGGUCCGUCUGUGCAACAAUCCUCCUCCACAGAAGGGGGGAAAGGGAUGCAUGGGUGCUUCCAAGGAGACACAACCUUGCAACAACACUCUCUGCCCCAUUGCAGGCGGCUGGGCGGCCUGGGGUAAAUGGUCUAAAUGCUCUAGGACAUGCGGCGGAGGCCUCUUGAGUCGCCAGCGUCAGUGUGUGAAACCAGCCCCGCAGCAUGGUGGGAAGCCUUGUGCCGGAGAGGCUGUGGACUAUGAAGCAUGUAACAAACAAGAGUGUCCCUUAGAUAUGUGCUUACUUUCGAGCCCAUGUUUUCCUGGGGUGGCUUGCAAAUCAAAAAGUGAUGGAUCUUGGGAAUGUGGAGAUUGCCCGUUGGGUUUAUACGGCAAUGGCACUCAUUGUGAAGAUGAGAAUGAGUGCGAAGUGGAAGGUGUGUGUGUUUCAAAGUGCAUAAACACAGACCCUGGUUUCUACUGUCUGCCUUGCCCUCCUCGCUACAAAGGCAGCCAGCCGUACGGGCUUGGAAUGCAACAAGCCCUGCAAAUCAGGCAGGUGUGCGAACCAUACAAUCCUUGCAAAGACAAAUCACACACCUGCCACAAGUAUGCUGAGUGUACAUACCUUGGCCUGGCGUCCGAGGUCUUAUACAAGUGUAGGUGUGCCGUUGGCUUUGCUGGCGAUGGCUUCGUAUGUGGAGAAGACUCUGAUCUGGACGGCUGGCCCAACUACAGACUGACCUGCAAGCAGAACGCCACCUAUCACUGCCAAAAGGAUAACUGCCCCUUGCUGCCAAACUCCGGACAGGAAGACCUGGACAUGGACGGACUGGGAGAUGCUUGUGAUCCUGAUGACGACAAUGACAACAUCAUAGAUCAGAGGGACAAUUGCCCACUGGUGUACAACCCACGGCAGUAUGACUCUGACAGGGAUGGAGUUGGCGACCGCUGUGACAACUGUCCUUUUGAAAGCAACUCACUACAGACAGACACUGAUGAUAAUGGAGAGGGAGACGCCUGCAGCAUCGACAUCGAUGGAGAUGAGAUACUAAAUGACCGCGACAAUUGUCCAUCUGUGUACAACACUGACCAGAGGGACACAGACCUGGACGGUGUUGGAGACCAGUGUGACAACUGCCCUCUGCUUCACAACCCGCUGCAGCGUGACUCUGACAGCGACCUCGUGGGGGACAAGUGUGACAGCAACGAGGACAUUGAUGAGGACGGCCACCAAAACUCCCUGGACAACUGUCCCUACAUUCCCAACAGCAACCAGGCCGACCACGACCAGGAUGGAAAGGGCGAUGCUUGUGACCACGAUGAUGACAAUGAUGGUGUUCCUGACGAUCGGGACAACUGCAGGCUGGUUCCUAACAGGGACCAGCUGGACUCUGAUGGUGACACCAGCGGAGACGCGUGCUUUAACGACUUCGAUAAUGACACCAUUCCAGAUGCGCUGGAUCCCUGCCCAUUAAACCACGAUAUUAGGGCCACAGACUUCAAGACGUUUCAAGGUGUGUUGCUGGACCCGAAAGGCACCACGCAGUCGGACCCCCUCUGGGUGAUCCGCAGUCACGGGAGAGAGCUGCUGCAGUCAGCCAACUCCGACCCGGGAAUUGCUUUAGGAUAUGACAAGUUCAGCUCUGUAGACUUCAGUGUUACGUUUUAUGUGAAUACCGAACGAGAUGACGACUAUGCAGGCAUUGUGUUUGCCUACCAGUCAAGUCGACGCUUUUAUGUUGUCAUGUGGAAACAGGUGUCUCAAGGUUACUGGGAGAAAAGGCCAUCUAAGGCUUUUGCCACGGCAGGACUCUCAAUCAAACUAGUCAAUUCCAGCACAGGACCAGGGGAGUAUCUACGCAAUGCUCUCUGGCACACUGGAAACACCAGACAGCAAGUUAAAACAUUGUGGCAUGACCCCAAUAAAAUUGGCUGGAAGGAUUACACAGCAUACCGCAUGCACCUCAUCCACCGACCAAAGACCGGGUUCAUCAGGGUGGUGGUCUACGAGGGCAGGGACAUUCUGUCUGACUCGGGGGCCGUGUAUGACCACACCCUGGCUGGAGGCAGACUGGGACUGUUUGUCUUCUCUCAGGAGCACGUUCUUUUCUCCGACCUGAGAUAUGAGUGCAGAGAUAACUGAACUGUUUUCUUGGGAUGUUCAGGAUACUCCACUCCAAGCUGCCGGAGAUCAACAUUAAAUCCAGAAAUGUUUAACACAACCAAGAGAGAAGGUGGAUGCACUAAACCUAGGCUUUUUUUUUUUUUUUCUUUUUUUUUUGGGCCAAGACAAUCAAUUAGUGACCAUUUAUCUGUCAGCUUUUUAUGCAACAGUAUUGAUCCCAGGCAGUCUCAUUCGCUGUAUAUUACUCCUCUGGCAUCAUUUCAAAUGACACUUCUUGUUGCUAUUCAUUUGUGCCUUCCUAAUGGUUGUAAAUAUUUAUUUAUUGCAUGAUGCCAGAUACAAGAAAGAGAGAGGGAGAUGAAAAUGAUGAUGGUGUAAGUUGAACAGUGGUAAGUAACUUAUCAAUAAAGAGCUUUUUGUAUCAACCCUUGCUUUUUCUAAUGACGCUUGAACACAUGUGGAGAUGUGGUCUCUAGCACCACCAGGUGGUGAAGUUGAUCAUUGCAAGUAAUAUGUGGUAGCGAGAUCAGUGGUGGAAGAAAGCCUAUUAAAGUGAUUUAAUAAAAACGUAAACUACCAAAUACAAUGGAUGACAUAAAG